ACGGACAACCACAGCAGCUCGACCAGAAACAGGCGACGGAGUGAAAGUCUUGUUCCUGUUUUCACUGACUGCGGUCGAAAAAAUAUAAGUUUCACAGAUUUUAACAGAUUAAAGUAGAUACCUGCAUAUUAAUCGCAAACAUGGCGCUCACGGUUGCUGACGUGCAGAAGCAGAUAAAGCACAUGAUGGCCUUCAUUGAGCAAGAGGCCAACGAGAAAGUUGAGGAAAUUGACGCCAAGGCGGAGGAGGAGUUCAACAUUGAGAAAGGUCGCCUGGUGCAGACUCAGAGGGUGAAAAUCAUGGAGCAUUACGAGAAGAAGGAAAAGCAGAUUGAUCAGCAUAAGAAAAUCCAGAUGUCCAACCUGAUGAACCAGGCGAGGCUGAAGGUGCUGAAGGCCCGCGACGACAUGAUCACGGAUCUGUUACAUGAGGCCCGUCAAAGACUUGCAGAGGUCGCUAAGGACCCUGCUAGGUACUCGGUCCUGCUGGAGGGCCUGGUGCUUCAGGGCUUCUACCAACUCCUGGAACCUAAAGUUACAAUUCGCUGCCGAGAGCAGGACGUAGAACUGGUUCAGGCUGCAGUGAACAAGAGCAUCCCCAUCUACCAAGAGGCAGUGAAGAGAAGCAUAACCGUCAGAAUCGACCAGGAGCGUUUCCUCUCAUCCAACAUCUGCGGAGGGAUUGAAAUGUAUAAUGAUAACGGGAAGAUCAAGGUUUUAAACACACUGGAGAGCAGACUGGAACUUAUGGCACAACAGAUGAUGCCUGAAAUUAGAGUGAAGUUGUUCGGCGCCAACCCAAACCGCAAGUUCAUGGAUUAACUGGAUUUGAAGAGAGCAGUGUGGACACGCGCGGGAUAAUAUUUAAGGUGACAUUCACCGUAGAGAGUCUCUUGAAGAACACCCUGAAUGGGAUGUAACGGGUGUGUUUGCGUAUUUUAACACACUAACGGACUGUGUCAUAAUAACACUUUUGCGUGUUUUACCUCUCCUGUGGAAAAGGACUCUGUUACAAUCAGGAAACCUCUUGCAUUUAGCUCAACAAAUAUACCAAAGACACAUAAUCAGUCUACAGCUUAUUGUAAACUACAUCCUACUACGGUGAUUUUAAUGAUAUUAUCAUCAUGACUUUUUUUUUAUUAUUAUUUUGUGUGUGUGGACAGAAAUGUGAAGCAUUGUUCUAAAGCAAUAAACAUACAAAGAAAAAAACAAACUAGAGGAAUCAG
Mugil cephalus (flathead mullet) is the source of this 1225-nucleotide messenger RNA. RefSeq names its product ATPase H+ transporting V1 subunit E1a (gene atp6v1e1a). Lineage: Eukaryota; Metazoa; Chordata; Actinopteri; Mugiliformes; Mugilidae. Gene Ontology annotation, molecular function: proton-transporting ATPase activity, rotational mechanism. Bases 141 to 821 code for a protein of 226 amino acids. Gene Ontology annotation, biological process: proton transmembrane transport. The record is from RefSeq and is a predicted model, not a curated record. The transcript is spliced from 9 exons. Gene Ontology annotation, cellular component: proton-transporting two-sector ATPase complex, catalytic domain.